AUGUCUACCCUGGAACGUUUGGAUCUUUACGAAAAAGUCCAGGCAUUGGCCGCCCACCCGGCUUUGAAACCAAACGAACGGGGCCACAUUCAAGCGCUCCUCAACGAUAUCAAGGCGGAUUACGAGAAUUCUGAUGACGAGGAUAACACGGGUGGUCCAGAGGUCACCAACAUCCAAAGGUCACCUGCAACCCCUGUCGGUGAGGAGCGGCCUCAAACAGCUGUGCAUUCAUUCAAUCUUCCAGCUGCCAAAUCCCCCGCUGGCCCCACUGGUUCGGAAUCUUACCUGGCCCCAGAACCCCAGGCGGCCAAAGACAAUCGAACACCAAAUCAAUCACCCUCGCGUGCCCCAAGAAUAGGUGAAUUUUUCAUCCUCCCAAAUCCUAUUGGCGCACCUCGAACGACCUGCCCCACCUUCAGCCAAUUCUCGUCGGGCAAUACAACCAGUCCAGUACCGGCAGACAUCAAUAUGGAUUCACACAUGCAAGAUGGGCAACAUUCGGAAAAUUCACGGAGUACUCUCAAUACGUUGGGACAGACGACUUUCCUCACGCGAGCCGGCAAUGAAUUUCUAGAGUCAAUUGAGCAAAAUCACGCGGUCCUUAAUAAGCGGGUUUUGGUGACACCAGCUUCCAACACUGCAUCUACGACUAGCCUGACAACGGCUGUUCUAUCAAACUCCUCCACCUCUGCCCCUGUGGGUUUGCACCGAAUACACCCUAAAAAAACAGUCAUCCACGAGCCACGUUCACGUCCGACGCAAUACCGCUUUCCCAUGGUACAAUUGGAAGGGAUGGAUGAUGAUCUGGCGGCGAAAAGAGCACGCUUGGAACGCCGUGGUUCACAUGAGGAUGCCGAUGGGAGUACUGAUGAUGAGUUUGACCACACGGACAAGCAACCAUCUCAAGGACAAGUCGAAGUGGUUCUUGACAAUGGUCUGGGGCGCGCUGCUGAUUUCCGCCAAGGGCCAAACGGACCCCCUCCGCAGGCCAGUCGUCCUUCGGAAUUCCUGACAGAUUCUAUGUUCAGGAACUACGUCAUUCCGCGAAGACCUCAUGAGGGCACUGGGGCAAACUUGAAUGAUACGCGCCCUCGCGCGGACCAGAGCCAAAAUUCUUCUGGGGGGCCCACUCCUUUGCGGUCUGCAAGAUCACCCUCUGACUUGAAUCUUACUUCCUAG
Molecule: messenger RNA, 1179 nt
Organism: Puccinia graminis f. sp. tritici CRL 75-36-700-3
Lineage: Eukaryota; Fungi; Basidiomycota; Pucciniomycetes; Pucciniales; Pucciniaceae
Exons: 3
Coding region: 1-1179 (392 amino acids)
Source: RefSeq, a predicted model, not a curated record